CAGGCUGCCGCUGCACUGCAAGACGCUGUCAGCAAAGGAGCAGCUGAUCUGAGAGCUGAUGUCUGAGAGUAACAUGUUCAACAGGGACUCAAGUCUCAAGAAAGAUGGGAAACUGAGCAGAUAGGAGGACGGAGACACUCAAGGGUGAGAUUUUUGAUCUGGUUUGGCGAUGAACAGCUGCCAAGUGUUGGGUUUGAAGAUGUGGGCCUUGAUGGGAGUUGUCUGUCUGUGCCACUGUGUCUCCGGACAGCUGUUUGACACCAAGCUCAAAGCGCCACGACUGAUCUGCAGUGUCCCUGGGUCACCUGGACUGCCUGGCAAACCGGGUCCCAGCGGGCCCCCGGGAGCAGAUGGGAAUGUGGGUAUCCCAGGAAGAGAUGGCAGAGAUGGCAGGAAGGGUGAAAAGGGAGAAAAGGGAGACACAGGAGUGAAGGGCAGGGUGGGCCCGACAGGUAAGCUUGGAGAACGAGGUGACCGUGGCCCUCCAGGCAAACGAGGCCCUGUAGGAGAGAACGGAGACGUGGGCCUGCCUGGUCCCCCAGGACCCGACGGAACGAAAGGGGACAAGGGCGGGCGAGGACCGCGGGGAACCGCAGGGAUCUGCAAAUGUGGCAGCCUGCUGCCUAAAUCUGCCUUCUCUGUGGGAAUCACCAGCAGCUACCCUGUAGAGAAGAUCCCUAUCAAGUUCAACAAGAUCCUCUUCAAUGAAGGCGGACACUACAACCCACAGACGGGCAAGUUCAUCUGCGCUUACCCAGGCAUUUAUUAUUUCUCUUAUGACAUUACACUGGCCAACAAACACCUGGCCAUCAGUCUGGUGCAGAAUGGUCAGUAUCGCAUCAAAACCUUUGAUGCCAACACAGGAAACCAUGACGUGGCAUCUGGGUCCACUGUCAUGUACCUGAACCCAGAAGAUGAGGUGUGGAUGGAAAUCUUCUACCACGACCAGAACGGUUUAUUUGCAGAUGCUAGCUGGGCGGACAGCCUCUUCUCUGGCUUCCUCAUCUAUGCGGACAGCAACUACUUUGACACACUGGCAGAGGACUACGCAUAGAGCCUGAAAAACUCGAUUAUUUUAUUACACACAUAUAAAAACUAUAUUUUUAUACCAAUGUUUGUACUGCUAGUGAUAUUAUUAGAAUGGAGACUUAUCUAUUGAUUUAAAAAUAUAUUAUAUGAUGAAGUCUUUAUAGCU
Archocentrus centrarchus (flier cichlid) is the source of this 1195-nucleotide messenger RNA. It is a transcript of the gene c1qtnf7, whose product is annotated as C1q and TNF related 7. Gene Ontology annotation, molecular function: protein binding. The coding region runs from base 170 to 1054 and encodes 294 amino acids. Lineage: Eukaryota; Metazoa; Chordata; Actinopteri; Cichliformes; Cichlidae. The transcript has 3 exons. The record is from RefSeq and is a predicted model, not a curated record.